This is a messenger RNA of Mucor velutinosus, 1104 nucleotides long. RefSeq lists its product as uncharacterized. Gene Ontology annotation, cellular component: TORC2 complex; TORC1 complex. The transcript has 6 exons. The coding region runs from base 1 to 1104 and encodes 367 amino acids. The record is from RefSeq and is a predicted model, not a curated record. Lineage: Eukaryota; Fungi; Mucoromycota; Mucoromycetes; Mucorales; Mucoraceae. Gene Ontology annotation, molecular function: protein binding. Gene Ontology annotation, biological process: regulation of actin cytoskeleton organization; TOR signaling.
AUGGCUGACGAUAACCAAGAAGCGCAACAGCAAAAGUACAAGAAGCAACAGCAGCAACAAGGCCAACAGCAGCAGCCAAAUUCACAGCAAGGACAGCAACAACAGCAGCAAGACCAGCAACAAUAUUAUGCACAAAUGCAGUAUGAGCAAUCCCUUCAAAACGAUAGCCACUCUGUCAUUUUGGUCACUGCUGGAUACGAUAAUACAGUGAGAUUCUGGGAAGCGCUUAGUGGCAUCUGUUCAAAGACAAUCAAACAUCCCGACUCACAAGUAAAUAGACUCUGUAUCUCGCCCGACAAGACCAUACUCGCUGCAGCAGGAAACCAUUCUGUGCGCUUAUACGACAUUGCAAGCAACAACGAUAGCCCAUUUAUUGUAUUUGGAGAGCACACAGGCAAUGUGAUUGCUACUGGAUUUCACGGCGAAGGACGCUGGAUGUUUACAGCCAGUGAGGAUGGGCAUUUGAAGAUUUGGGACACUAGAUCAGGUCGCAAUCCAGUUCUCACUCGUAACUUUGAUAAUGGAGCACCCAUCACUGAUGCUGUCAUGCAUGCAAACCAAGGUGAAUUGAUUACCUGUGAUCAGAAUGGCGCUGUCAAAAUUUGGGAUUUAACGGCCCAUUCAUGUACGCAUGAAUUGGUGCCUGAAGAAGGCGUGCCCAUGAGAUCAGUUACUGUUGCCUCUGAUGGCUCCAUGUUGAUCGCUGUCAACAACAAGGGCAACUGCUACGUGUGGAAGCUCUCCAACGGCCCCGAUUCAAAUGAAGUAGAGCCCAUCCAUCAAUUCCAAGCACACAACAACUACAUUUUGAGGGUCAUGUUGAGCCCUGAUACCAAGCUUUUAGCUACUUGCUCGGCAGAUAAUACAGCCAAGAUCUGGAACACAGAAAAGAAUUUCGAAUUGUUAUUGACACUGCAAGGACAUCAACGAUGGGUGUGGGAUUGCGCGUUUUCAGCAGACUCGGCCUAUCUAGUGACAGCCUCCUCUGAUCAUGUUGCAAGGUUGUGGGAGCUUCAGAACGGAGAGACGAUCAGACAAUACAACGGCCAUCACAAAGCAGCAGUCUGUGUUGCAUUGAACGAUCUUUCCGUGGCGUAUUCAUAA